UUGGCCAUGACUAGUCAAGACAUCGAGGUCUUCGGGCGCGGCACGCUCAGGCACGGGAACCUGCCAACGCGCGGGCUAUCGGUCCUCGAAGCAGUCAUCCGACUUGGCAAAAGAAGGAAAGGGGCGAUCUCUGAACACUGGCAGGGUCUGCAGCUACUGGACAUCCUCUCAAGACUCCGCUGGUGCCGGCCGGCUCGUGACCGGGCUCUGGAGAAUAUAAGAGCAGAUCUCGAACCCCCUUUGCUUCAAUCUGGUCCCAUGCAUCUCCUCCUCCAAACAGCGAUCGUGGUGUUGCCCAUCGCCUUCUACUACGUUCUGAGACCGAAGCGCAAUUAUGUUCCGGAUUUUCCAGGUCCAGUCUCUCCUUCGUGGCUGUAUGGUGGGUUCUGCCCUUCAAAGCGGUCAGUCAGGGAGGUGGUAAAUAUCGCCUAUGCAGGGAACUUGGCCGAACUUCUCCUUGCCCCGGUCUACGGCCAGUACGAGUUUACCUGGCUCAAGCGGUUUGGAAGCGUAUACCAAAUCCGGGGUUGUUUCGGACGCACACACAUCGUCAUCGCGGACCCGGUGUCGAUGAACUAUGUGUUCAGCAGCCCGAAGUGGGACCAAGCGCCUACGCUUUCAACAUUGAUGUGCAUGGCUACCGGAUUGCAGAGCGUGGAGGGCUUCAGAGCUGCGGGACCUGAGCAUCGUCAUUUACGAGGGGCGCUCAACGGCGCGUUCACAGCCUCUGUUGUCCAGACCUACGAACCAAUCUUUGAGCGCGUUGCUGCCGGGAUUUCCGAAAGAAUUGAUUCGAGCCCCACGAACACUGUCGAUAUCGCGGACAUUCUUUCGGCUGAAACGUUAUCGGCCAUCUCAAUGGCUUUGCUCAGCCGCCCUGUCGAAGAACUUGACCCCGGUUUUGUCCAGCUCAAUAUCAAUCUCUUGCGUGCCGCGGCGAGAUCCUCAAAGAAGGACCUCUUGUCAACCGAUUUACUGGCCAACUACAUCCCUCGGCGCUUACUCUACAGGCUGCUGAACUUCCGAAUAGCAGGGUGGCACGCCGUGACACGCGGCCGCGAUCUUGGUCUGGCCCUUGGACGAGCUGUUGUUGAGGACAAGUUGCGCGUUCGGGCAUCAGGCGAGGACCAAGGAAUCGAGGAUGGGUAUGAUCUGCUUUUAUCAGGCAAAGCGGGCACGGGGACCAAAAAUUUGGGGACCGAAGAACUGAUUGCCCAAACAUCCGUCCUUCUUUUGGCUGGUCAGGACACAACUAUGCCCAAGGCAAACACGCUGGCUUUCUGCCUGAUUGAACUGGCCCGCAAUCCCGCCCUCCAGGACCAGCUCCGCACGGAAAUACAGGCCCACGCGCCAGGACAGUCAUACAACCAGCUCCCACUUCUCAAUGCUGUCAUCAAAGAGGUGCUAUGGAUGUUUCCUACAGAACCUGUGACGGAUCGGCUUGCUUAUGAAGGUGACAUCAUCCCUCUUUCGGAGCCAGUUCUAGACCGCCAAGGGCAGAAGAUUGAGUGCAUUCCUGUUCGGAAGGGGCAAGUUGUGACGAUGGCUAUUGCCUCGUACCAAAGGAUGAUAUCCCAAUGGGGAUCAGACGUGAUGGAGUUCAACCCAAUGCGAUGGCUCGACGGAGGCUCUGUCCAGACCAGCAACAUCAUAGGCCCCUAUGCAAAUUUAAUGACUUUUGUGAGUGGAGCACGAACAUGUAUUGGGUAA
This is a messenger RNA of Mycena citricolor, 1710 nucleotides long. The record is from the annotation of a GenBank genome assembly. NCBI's taxonomy places the organism in Eukaryota, Fungi, Basidiomycota, Agaricomycetes, Agaricales, Mycenaceae.